GUGACCCAGAGGACAAGGCAAGGGGAAGGGAUGGCAGGAGAGCUCCAGGCAUGGCUGGAGCCAGCAGCUCUGCCUGCACUCUCUGGUGCAGAUCAGAAAGUGACGGUGCCUCGGAACCGCUGAGUUCCGGGACAGCUGUUUGCUCUCAGCCCACGUCACCCAAACACGGAAACACGAAACUGGAUGAGUCACAUUGUUUGUGAAAGCUUUGUGCACCCUUAUCUCAGAUGUCCCCUGAGAGCUGGGGCUUGGCCCGGGACUCCUCCUACCAGGAGUGAGCUGCUGUGAACGGGGAAAGCACGAGGCUCUGGGCUCCCUGGCACCGAGAGCUGAAACUGGCUGGUGGCACGCUGUGCCAGCAGAUCACCCAUCUGCCCCUGGCCCUGGGGGCCUCAGCGGUGCCCGGUGAGCUCCACCUGCCUGACCUGCUGUGGGACACGUCCCUGUGGAGCCCCACCAUCCAGCCAUGCUGCACUUCCUCUGGGACAGCAUCUCCCUCCAGACAGCCCUCAUCUUUCUCCUCGUCUUCCUGCUCAUCACAGACUACAUGAAGAACAGAAAUCCAAAGGAUUUCCCUCCCACCCCCUUCCGCCUUCCCUUUUUGGGGCACCUCUACCUCAUGGACUUCAAAGAUCCUGUGCUCACCGUGGAGAAGCUAAGUAAAAGAUACGGUGACAUCUUUGGCCUGCACAUGGGCAGCAUGAGGGUUGUGAUGGUAAAUGGGAUGCGGCUGAUGAAGGAAGUGCUCGUAAACCAAGGGGACAAGUUCCUGGACCGUCCUGACAUUCCCAUCGACGAGGAGAUCUUCACCAAGAUGGGGCUGAUCACCUCCAACGGGCACCUGUGGAAGGCACAGAGGAGGUUCACCCUGAGCACGCUCCGAAACUUCGGCCUGGGGAAGAGGAGCCUGGAGGAGCGCAUCCAGGAGGAGUGCCGGUACCUCACCGAGGUGUUCCGGGAUGAGCAGGGGAAUCCAUUCAAUCCUCAGCUUAAAAUCACCAAUGCUGUUUCAAAUGUCAUCUGCUCCCUCAUCUUUGGCAAUCGGUUUGAGUACCACGAUGAGGAUUUCCAAAGGCUGCUGAAGCUGAUGAAUGACAUUGCUGUCCUCCAUGGAUCUGUCACAAGCCAGCUGUACAACAACUUCCCAUCUUUAAUGAAGUACUUACCUGGACCCCACCAAACCAUUCUUAAACACUGGAAGAUAGUGAAAAAAUUCAUUCAAGAGCAGAUCAGCAAACACAAGGAGGACUGGAACCCCUCAGAGAGCCGGGACUACAUCGACAGCUACCUGCUGGAGAUCUCCAAGGGCCAUGACAGUGACACCUUCCGGGAUGAGCACCUCCUGGCCUGCACACUCGACCUGACGUUCGCUGGGACUGAGACCACGUCCUCAACCCUCCGCUGGGCUUUGCUCUUCAUGGCCACACACCCAGAAAUUCAAGCGCGGGUGCAAGCCGAGAUCGACGCUGUCAUCGGGCAGGCGCGGCUGCCGGCCCUGGAGGACAGGAACAGCCUGCACUACACCAACGCUGUCAUCCACGAGGUGCAGAGGAGAGGCAACGUCAUCCCCUUCAAUGCGCCCAGAAUGGCAACCGAGGACGCCUACGUGGGUGGCUACUGCAUCCCAAAGGGCAGUCUUGUAAUGGCAAAUCUAACCUCUCUGCUGUGUGACAAGAAUGAGUGGAAAACCCCACAUACUUUUAACCCCGAGCAUUUUCUGAAGGAUGGGAAGUUCUGGAAAAAUGAGUAUUUUCAACCAUUUUCUAUGGGGAAGCGUUCCUGCCUGGGAGAGCUGCUGGCCCGCUCCGAGCUCUUCCUCUUCUUCACAUCCCUGCUCCAGAAAUUCACGUUCCAGGCGCCCCCGGACACGGCGCUCAGCUUCCGCGGCGUGCCGGGCAUCGCGCUGGCCCCCGAGCCCUACAAGAUCUGUGCUGUGCCUCGCUAGGGAGGGCCUGGCCAUCAUCCUCACAGGAAAAUCCUCUGGGGGGGCUGAAAACCAGCCCUUGACAGCUCCAGGGGAGGCUGGGUGGUUUCUUUCUUUCAAAGCAAUUACAAAAUCAUUUCUUUUACAAGCAGACCUUGCACUCUGUAUCCCAUGAUGUUGGGAUCAGCCUGGGAGAUACCAGGGCAUUAUUAGGCUCUCCCUGUAAAUUAAUGAGGGACUUCCCUAAUUUUAUGAGGGAUGGCCAUGGUUCACCUUGGCAAAAUGAGGGACACUUUAGAGACUGCACUUUGGAAGCUGUGGCUGGGUUCAGUAGGAGAGCCAGACCAGCCUCUGUUUUAUAACAUUAACACAAGAAUUAAUUUCACAUUCCCUUAAUAUGUACUUCUCUAAAAAAAGUCACUCUAACACCUGUAACUUACAUCAAUAAAUCUUUAUCAAAACACUUUUGUCAUGAAGUGUUCUGCAAAGUGAAGACCAAUGCAGCCAUGCCCUCCCUGUGUCUCUACCCCUGCACUGCAGGAGGUUGGCACUGUAAAAGCAAAGGCAAUUCCUACAGGAGUGAUGGAAAAAUGAUCCUGGAGCACAGCUGGAAUUACAAUAUGCAAAAUGCUCCCUGUCUCCCUGCCCAGCAUCUCGGGGUGCCCGCUGUGUCCGAGGGCAGCGGGGUGAGCUCCAGCAGCACUCGGUGCGGUUGAGCUGCACUCAACAGUGUGACAAGGAAAAGGUGCCUUGGAAAAUAACAGCAGCAAGUUACUACUGUGAACCAUCAUCUGCACAAUGAAACAGUCCCAAGAUUGGCAACCAAUGGUUAACGCCAGUAACUGCACUGAACUGGGCAACAGCAGCACCACGAGGACCCUGUGGAGGCCCCCAGGGAGAAGCUGCAGCCCCCAGGAGCAGGAAAUCAGCACAGCACCAGGAACACACCUCCAGCUCCUGCUCUCCUGCCGAGGAAAGGAGCAGAAGGCAGCUUUUUCCUCUUUCCAAUUUCCCCUGGAGUACAGCUCACCUCUUCCCAGAGGAAGCAAAUUUCUCCCAGUUGAACACAGAGCUCCUGGCACAGCUCCUUCAGCACCGGCUGCGUGGGGGUUCUGCCACCUCAUUUUCUGUGCCAGUGGAAACAAGAGCUUGGACUGAGAUGCUGUUCCUGGUACUUGAGGCUGUUUCACAGACCAGUAAGGUGCAGAAAUGAGGACACGUGGUGGGACACAAACCCGUUCAUUUAUUAAAUGCACAUUUGUCCCAUCCCACUCCCAGGGAGAGCCUGGUCAGCCCCAGACCUCCACCCCUCCUCCCCUCAUAGCAGCUCCCACACCUCCCCUCACAGAUCAGAGAAACACCAGCCAGGGGCAUUCAACACACGGCUUGGAAUAAAGACACCAAAGAAUUCAUUUUAAAAAUCUUUAUGUGAAUAUAAAAGGAUUUUUCCCAAAGAAAAAAAUACAACCAAAAGUUUAAAAAUUAGUGCAAUUUUUCGAGUUCUAUGUGACACAGUGUUUACAUUUGUUUUAAACAGAAGAUGUAGACACCGAUACACUGAAAACCUCAACUCCACCUUUAGGGGAAGGGGGAAAAGAAACAAGUAAGAAAAUUAUUGUACUAGACACUACCAACUCCUAAACAAUUGUUUGCAUUUUCUAAUUUCUAAACUAUUUAUGGCUAACUAAAUAGAACAUCAGUAUUGCUUAUAUUACUUAUUUCCAAGUAAGUGUAUAUCAUAGAAAAUAGAAUACCCAUAUAUUUUUUU
Messenger RNA from Prinia subflava (tawny-flanked prinia), 3692 nucleotides. Its product is annotated as cytochrome P450 2J2-like. Gene Ontology annotation, cellular component: cytoplasm; intracellular membrane-bounded organelle. Gene Ontology annotation, molecular function: heme binding; iron ion binding; oxidoreductase activity, acting on paired donors, with incorporation or reduction of molecular oxygen, reduced flavin or flavoprotein as one donor, and incorporation of one atom of oxygen. The record is from RefSeq and is a predicted model, not a curated record. The transcript has 10 exons. The coding region runs from base 467 to 1945 and encodes 492 amino acids. Lineage: Eukaryota; Metazoa; Chordata; Aves; Passeriformes; Cisticolidae. Gene Ontology annotation, biological process: xenobiotic metabolic process.